AUGUGUAGGUCGCCCAAUCCGGCGACCCCCAAUUUCCAAUUUCUCGCCAGUUCAUCUUCUCCCCACUCAUAUUUCCGAUAACCUAAAAGAAAUUCUGAAAUCCAAUUGAAAAACCCUAACCAACUUUCUCUAUCUAUUUCACGCUCUCUCAAGAAUCCAUCUGCCCCAUUUUCACUCCAUCGUUUGUCAAUCAAUCGUCCAUAUACACACACCUAAGUAUCCCAAUGCAUUUCCCUUGAAAUCAUUGGAGGAAGGCAGAGGAUCUCGGCUCGAAAGAUGUCGGAAACGCCGGAGAAGACGCGGAAUCGGAGCCCGUUAGUUUCGCCGACGAGUUCCCGCUCAGUGACCGAGACGAUAAAUGGGUCGCACCGUUUCGUGAUCCAGGGGUACUCUCUGGCCAAAGGCAUGGGCAUUGGCAAACAUAUAGCCAGUGAUGAUUUCAUGGUGGGAGGGUAUAAAUGGGCGAUUUACUUUUACCCCGACGGUAAGAACCCUGAGGAUAAUUCCACCUAUGUUUCGGUGUUCAUUGCGCUGGCGAGCGAGGGUACGGAUGUGCGGGCGUUGUUUGAGUUGACACUUGUUGACCAGAGUGGGAAAGGGAAGCACAAAGUGCAUAGCCAUUUCGAUAGGUCGCUUGAAAGCGGCCCGUAUACACUUAAAUACCGUGGCAGCAUGUGGGGAUACAAGCGCUUUUUUAGGAGAGCGAUGCUUGAAACUUCAGAUUAUCUUAAAGAUGAUUGCUUGAAGAUCAACUGUACUGUUGGAGUUGUAGUUUCUGCUAUUGAUUGUUCAACGUUGCACUCGAUUCAGGUCCCAGAUUCUGAUAUUGGGUCGCAUAUUGGUACACUGCUGGAAAAUAUGGAAGGUUCUGAUAUUACUUUUAAUGUUUCUGGUGAAAACUUCCAUGCCCACAAGUUGGUAUUAGCCGCCCGAUCCCCCAAAUUUCGGUCUGAAUUUUUCGAAAGUUUGGACACUGAUGAUCAGGAGAUUAUGGUAUCAGACAUGGAACCUAAAGUUUUUAAGGCCAUGCUGCACUUUAUAUACAGAGAUGCCUUGGUAGAAGAUGAGCUGAUAGCAUCUAGUUCUUGUUCUGCUCCGUUGAUAACUGACACCUUAACUGCGAAGUUGCUAGCAGCUGCUGAUCGUUAUGAUUUAGAAAGACUCAGACGGUUAUGUGAAUCUCGUCUCUGCAAGGAUAUAUCUGUAAAUUCAGUUACUCACAUACUUGCUUUGGCAGACCGUUAUAAUGCUGCAGAACUGAAAACUGUUUGCCUUAGAUUUGCUGCCGAGAACCUGGCAGCUGUCAUGCGUUCUGAUGGUUUUGAAUAUCUUAAAGAAAAUUACCCAGCUCUACAGUCUGAGCUUUUGAAGACUGUCGCUGGCUGCGACGAUGAUUGUAGCAGUGGUGGUGGUAAGUCUCGAAGUGUUUGGGCCCAGCUCUCUGAUGGUGGUGAUACCAGUGGCAGGAGGGUCAGGCAACGAACUUGAUCUUUGACUUUCAUAACCGAUAGCUGUUGUUUGUUCUGUAUAAUGAAUCCCAUGCGUUGUGUAUCUGUAAACCAUUGUACUUGAAUAGCAGGUGUUUUGUAGCUUUGAGAUUCCCUUGAUGAAAUGACUGUUGGUGAUAAAAGUUGCAGGGAAAUCGCCAUAUUCUUGCAUUUUUUCUACCUGGAAAAAAGCUUUUCUGGUUA
This is a messenger RNA of Sesamum indicum (sesame), 1691 nucleotides long. It is a transcript of the gene BPM5, whose product is annotated as BTB-POZ and MATH domain 5. The record is from RefSeq and is a predicted model, not a curated record. Gene Ontology annotation, molecular function: protein binding. Gene Ontology annotation, biological process: protein ubiquitination. NCBI's taxonomy places the organism in Eukaryota, Viridiplantae, Streptophyta, Magnoliopsida, Lamiales, Pedaliaceae.